AUGGGUAUUGACAGUGGUUUCACAAACAAAAUUUCAAUGUCUCACCAGCACAAAAAUGACCACAAAGACGAGCAAAAGCCUCUAAUUUUUGAUGCCUCUGUGCUUCGUCAUGAACCCAACAUACCAACCCAGUUCAUAUGGCCAGACCACGAGAAGCCUAGCGCCACAGCACCAGAACUUCCGGUACCUCUCGUCGACUUAGUAGGAUUCCUCUCCGGAGACCCUGUGGCGGCCACUGAAGCCUCGAGCCUCGUCGGCGAGGCUUGUCGAAAGCACGGUUUCUUUCUGGUAGUCAAUCAUGGUGUUGACGCCGGUCUCAUUUCCGAUGCUCAUCGGUAUAUAGACUCGUUCUUUGACCUGCCACUUUGUGAAAAGCAAAAAGCUCAGAGGAAGGCUGGUGAGCAUUGUGGAUAUGCUAGUAGCUUCACUGGAAGGUUCUCCUCGAAGCUCCCGUGGAAGGAGACACUUUCUUUCAGAUACUCUGCAGAUGCGAACUCUUCCCAUAUUGUUGAAGAGUAUUUGGACACCCAAUUAAUCCAUUGGGUUCAUGCAAUGGGUAUUGACAGUGGUUUCACAAACAAAAUUUCAAUGUCUCACCAGCACAAAAAUGACCACAAAGACGAGCAAAAGCCUCUAAUUUUUGAUGCCUCUGUGCUUCGUCAUGAACCCAACAUACCAACCCAGUUCAUAUGGCCAGACCACGAGAAGCCUAGCGCCACAGCACCAGAACUUCCGGUACCUCUCGUCGACUUAGUAGGAUUCCUCUCCGGAGACCCUGUGGCGGCCACUGAAGCCUCGAGCCUCGUCGGCGAGGCUUGUCGAAAGCACGGUUUCUUUCUGGUAGUCAAUCAUGGUGUCGACGCCGGUCUCAUUUCCGAUGCUCAUCGGUAUAUAGACUCGUUCUUUGACCUGCCACUUUGUGAAAAGCAAAAAGCUCAGAGGAAGGCUGGUGAGCAUUGUGGAUAUGCUAGUAGCUUCACUGGAAGGUUCUCCUCGAAGCUCCCGUGGAAGGAGACACUUUCUUUCAGAUACUCUGCAGAUGCGAACUCUUCCCAUAUUGUUGAAGAGUAUUUGGGUAACACAAUGGGUCAAGAUUUCUUACAAUUCGGGAGAGUUUACCAGCACUAUUGCAAUGCAAUGAGUAGACUUUCUCUUGGGAUCAUGGAGCUAUUGGGGAUGAGCCUUGGUGUAAGCAGAGCCCACUUCAAGGAGUUUUUCGAAGAGAAUGAUUCGAUAAUGAGGCUCAACUACUAUCCACCAUGCCAGAAACCAGAACUCACACUAGGAACAGGGCCCCAUUGUGAUCCCACAUCGUUAACAAUCCUCCACCAAGACACUGUUGGUGGUCUUCAAGUGUUCGUGGACAAUGAAUGGAGGUCAAUUGGUCCCAAUUUCAACGCUUUUGUUGUUAACAUAGGCGACACUUUCAUGGCUCUUGCAAAUGGAAGAUACAAAAGUUGCCUGCACAGAGCUGUGGUAAACAAUAGAACUCCUAGGAAGUCUCUUGCUUUCUUUUUGUGCCCAAAGAAGGAUAAGGUGGUGAGCCCACCAUCUGAAUUGGUGGACACCAAGAACCCUAGAAUAUAUCCAGACUUCACAUGGCCGACCCUACUCGAGUUCACUCAGAAACAUUACAGAGCCGACAUGAAUACCCUCCAAAGUUUCUCAAAUUGGCUUCAACAGAAACCAGCUGAAGUCUUAUAA
This is a messenger RNA of Ilex paraguariensis (yerba mate), 1704 nucleotides long. NCBI's taxonomy places the organism in Eukaryota, Viridiplantae, Streptophyta, Magnoliopsida, Aquifoliales, Aquifoliaceae. The record is from the annotation of a GenBank genome assembly.